AUGAAAAUGGCGAAAAUAAUUGAUAAAAAAACCGAGCGAAACGAAACGCAGUGUCGUCUGGUAUUUUAUGGGAUCUAUUUUAGUUUCGCUGCCAUAUUUAGGAUGCUUCCAAUUGCGGUGGCGCUGGGCACGAAACUGUCUGAAUUUUGUGCAUCUCAGACGCCGCAGAACAAAUGCGUAGGUGUGAACAAGACGGACGGUUAUCGCGUGGCAUGCAGUGGUGGUUUUCACGAGGAUUACUUACCCGAAGAGUGAGUAAGUCGGAUUUUGGUUAUUGUUGGGACGUGCUUACAUAAAAUAUUAUGAAAUGUUUUUUACCAGAAAUUUUGCUCUAAUAAAAAUGAUAAGAUAUCAUUUUCGUUGCAUUAUUGAUCUAUUACAUUUUGUUAUUUUCUUGGUAGUUUUUGUAAUAAUUAAUGUAAUAAAAUAAAAACUUUGCUAGUAUUUCUUUAUUUUAAAUUUUUACGUUUUGUUCCUUUUAAUAUAUAUCCAAUGACAAAGGAAGACGUUUUUUUAGCCCCUCUUAUAAUUUUUUCGAGCUUUAUUUUAUUAUUAACCAUUUUUAAAACUGAAGAACCUGUAUUUGAUUAUAGUACGAGUAUAAUAGAUACAUGACUAUUGACACAGUUGAACGUAUAGAACUAUAAGUCUAUAACUAUACUUCAAAGAAUCACCAUUUGAGAUUUACCAUUUCACACGUAAUUAGUAAAUUGUUAGAUGAAAGUUGUUGACCAUUUUUAUUACCUCGAAAAUGUUUUCUGAGAAAAAACAACCAGAUAAUACUAUAUAAUAAUACACUUGUUUAUUAUUGUAUGCACUUUUAAAACAAAUACACUUUCUCACUUUUCAUUUAAAAUGGUAUAGGUGGGUGUAAAAAAAGAACAAUAUAAAAGCAAUAAAUAAGCUCUUUACUGCAAAAUUUAUGAAAUAUUCAAAAAUAUGCACAUUCAAAUUUUAGGUUUGGUAUUAUGGCAACGAGAAAUGAAUUUUUAUUGUACACUGCUAUAUUUUCAACAAAUAACAAAAGUAUGCAAAUGCUUUAAGUCCCAAACCCUGUAAAUAAGUAACUUGAUAUAUUUAUAUUUUAAAAUUUAUUAUAAAUUCAUAUUUAAAUUUUUUUAAUAAUUUUGUAAAACCGAGAAAUACGUGAGAAGCUUAGGGCAUUAAUAGUUUUAUUUUUUUUCAUUUGGUUUUUAUGAUGUAAUUCGGUUAAAAAAGAAGUUAAAAAGGUUAAAAAGAAUCGUAAAGACCUGAUAUUUUCACAGAAUACUUAUCUAGGCCUUUUCUAGACGUGGUAUAGUGUUCAAAAUAUUCUAAAAAUUGUCUAACUAUUUUCAGGCAUUUGGUAUUUCCGUGUUUUUAGUUUUUAUUUGAUAGGUAUUAUGUGUAUAAAAUUGUUUGAUUGAACAGAAAUAUGAGUACUUGAGAAUUGAAUACGAGGUUCAUUAAAAGUUAUACUUAGUAGUCAAAAAAAAAAAGUAGAGCGUAAUGUAUAGUAGUUUUAUAAAUAGAGUUUUAAGAUCAAAUUUUGACGAAAGUGCUUUAAUUACGGUAUUUCAAAAGAUUUAUAACCGAACAUCGUUCAGAAUUGUUUUUUGUCAGCAAUGGUUUAUUGUUGCGUAUUAAUAUAAAUUAAAUAACUUUAUGUAUCCCACCUUCAUAACUUCCCACCUACAACAUGGGUACAUUAUCCUCAGUAUCAGAUCUUUUUUUUUAUGUCUGUUGUAUUUUAGCAGCUCCUUUUUCUGCAUCAAAUAAGCUCAAACUUGGGAAUUGUUUAGUAGGUGGUUUAAAGGUGAUAAGAGUUGGAUUAAGUUUCAAUAUGAAUUAAACGAUCCUGAAUGUGUUUUUUUUUUGUUUUGUACACUAAACGAAGCGAGGGGAAUGCAAUUUUUUACAUGUAUAACGUAGUUGUUAUCAAUCAUCAAUUAAUUUCGCAAUUUUUUUUUUUUUUUUGUAAGUAGUACGUAUAUAUGUGUAUUUGGUUGUUUAUUGUUUUACAAAGAAUAUGAUUACUUAUUAUACAAAAUAGUUGAGGAAAAUUAUACUUUAGUCACUAAGUAUAAUGACUAGAGUCUAGUGACUCUAGCUCUAAGGGGCUCUACUGCUUAGGGGUGUUUUUUUUUUUAUAUAAUAUAUAUAUUAUUGCGUUAUAAUAAUAAUAAUAUAAUUAAUUAAUUCUUGAAUUAUUGAAAUACAUAUUACAACAUCCUUCGUUUGUAUCAAUAGUUAUCCGCAAUUGCAAUCACUUAUGCUGUGCCACUUGCCGACAGACUAUUUCGACCCGACCGAGUCGUUGCAGCCGUACUCAAAACUCGUCAAGUUGACAGUCACCAAUAGCAAGAUCAAAGAAAUUAUCGGAGAAUUUCCGGAGUUUUUGCAAAACUUGAAGGUAACAAGACUUAUAGUUAAUUCUCGAGUUUACAAUAUUAAAAUACAUAAUCAUAGUGCUGCUUCUGUAGCAGUGUGUGUUUUCGAGUUUUAAAACUUUGAAAUUAGUUUAGAAGUUAAGAAGCUUGAUUAAGUACCGAAUAACUAUUUUCUAUAAAAUUGUAUUCCUUAAAUUAAAAUACCUUUAAGGAUUAUGGAUAGGUAUAUUAAGUGUUAUACUUAUCUAUAUGUAAUGUUUAUUCUGAAAAAAAUAUGUCUAUGUCCUUAGUGACACCUGGAGGUCAUAAAUUAAAAUACAAAAUUGAAGCUGUUUCCCCAGAAGUUUAAACAUCCUGAACAAUUAUGUAAGGUCUAAAAAAAAAACCGUUUUCGUUGUACGCGAUUUCGUAAAAUUAAAAAAGAAUUCUAUACAAAUCAUAUUGAUGUAAUGGAAAGAUAGUGAUAUGUGGUUCUUUUAAAAUUAUACGUAGUUGUUGAUAAUACACUUAAUAAUAAAAUGUUGUAAAAACAUAAUAAAACUACUUUUUAUUGCACUUGUCCUUCGGGUGGCCAAACUCUUUUUGGAAGCUUCUGAUAUCGCGUUCUCAAAAAGUCUCGCAUUGUGAAAUUAAUAACAGCCAUGUAGUUGCACCAAUGAGACUUCUAGAAAUAAAAAAUACCUGAAAAAUAAAUAUUAUUUUUGUAAAAAUUGCGUAGAUAGAUAAUGUUUUUUUUUUUCGUGGCGUAGUUAGGUAUAUUACGUCCUAACUUAAAUAUAAUUUUUAAAUAAUAUGCUUAUGUCAUUUGGAUGCAUACAUAAUAUAAAUUAAUGACAGAAUUAAAAAGUGAUUAAAAGAUUUAUUCUAAUUUAAAUUUUAACAACUUUGAAAUCAAUAAUCUUGCUCUAAUAUCAUUAACAUAAGUUCUGAUUUAAGGUUUAAAAAAUGUUGUCUAAUUGGUAUAUUCAAAUUCUAAUGUAUAACUAUUAAUCUUUUAGAUUUGGAGCGUAGCGAAGGAUCUAUUGAUUUUACUAUGAUGCGUGUAUUAUUUUUUGGGCCUGUAAACAACUUUUCGAAAAUAAAUCUUGCUCCGAUGUAUAGAGUACAGUAUAUUUUCUGAAAGGAAAUGUUCUCUGAUUUGUGUAUUAGAGUGGACAUUUUUGAUUUUCAAUGGAGUUUUCAAAGUAAUUACGAAAAAUCCGGAAGAAAAUUUUAGAUGAAACGACAAAUAUUUACGGCGCGCCUCGGCGUAACCGUUUUCAUUGUUUUAAAUUUUUGUUCACGAUGUUUUUUACUCAAACUAUUGUUCCAAUCGACAAAUGAUAAGAGAUCGAUUAUCUUUCUUUUAAGUUGAACGUUUAUUGACAAUUACAUUUUUUGAUAGUUCAAUUAUUACGAGUUAUUUUCAAAUUUUAUUUCCUAAUUGCUGAUCGAUGAACGUUAUCGUUAUUUCUUAUUUUCAUUGAUAUUUAUUAUUUUUAUUGAUUGGUGAGAUUGUCGCUGUAUUCGAUACAGGUUCGCAAUACGUCGUGUAUAACUAUUAAAAGUACAAUCAUCGCACAAAUCGUAAAAAUUACGGGAUUUCUAAUUAUGUCUUACCGAACUUGUAUUUUAUUCGUGUCAGAACAUAGGUAUGCACAACCAUGGAAGAUUUUUACCUACUAUAUCUCGAGUGGGAACUUACAUUUUCCAAAAUUUAACCAUGUUGUUAAGAAUGAGGUGGAAGGUGUUUUUGUUUAGUUUUAUACAACCAUUCAAAUGUAGCUACGGGGAUGCAAUUUUGUACAUGCAUAAUUUUUGUACCAGAAUGUACCAUUGCCAUGUGAUUUUAAAUUUCAAACACCACCCUUAAUAGUGAUGGAGAUUCGCUGUUCACCGGUGUUUCUUUCUUUUUUUUUUUUUUUUUUAUAAUAUAACUAUAUUGAGUUUUUAAACUUUAAUCGAAAUAACUUCGUUUGUCCAACAUUGGGGCUAUGCUAUCUGCGUGAAAUGGCGUGCUACUGUCAUCCGUCAAACGUAAUAUUUACAAUAUUAUAUUUGUAUACGUUUUUAAUAAUUAAAGUCGGUCGUAAAAAGUCGUUUAAAAAUUGUAAUUCAUUGCAAAUCUGACAUCAUCGUCGUCGCCGUCGUCGUCGGUAUAGAUGCAACAACAUUACUGAACAAAACGGAAAAGCAUUUUUAACGUGACGAAUUAUUAUGUAGAUCGUUACGUAGACCGUAAAAAAACUUUUUUUUACCCGUCACUCUCUCAGGCAUACUGCAGUCAAUUUUAUCGACGAUUCGAAUAUACAGCAGAUCGUCCGUUAAAAACGUCAAGCUUAUUUUUUUUUGUCCUUAUUAUACGAUUACGCUCGUUGACAACGAGAUUUUUCGUACCGUUUUUGUACAUAAAGAAUCGAAUAUUUAGAGAAUAUUAUAAAACGCCGAUGAGGUUUAAACCCCCAAAGCCUUCCUCCUGCAUUUGUCACUACUCUCCCCUCAACAAAAUAUGAUGAAUGCAAUGUAAACAGAUAAUACAUAUAUGUAUAUAAAAUAUUAAUAUAAAAGAUAUAGGGUAAAUAAAAAUAAAAAUACUAUACCAAAUAACGAGAAGAGAUUGUUUUAAGCAAAAUGUAAAAAUUAACAUCAAGAGUUUAAAAAUUAUUUGAACUAGUAUUUUUUUUUUUAAUAAUAGUGCUUUUAAUUUUUUUUUGUGAAAAGAUAAUCAUUCAAAAACUUAUAUUUUAUACUAUACUAUUUUUUAUUUAUAUUUAUAAAUACUUUUUGUUUAUUUAUGUCAUAAUGACGCACAUAUAAGUAGAGAUUAGAUAUCUUUAUUUUUUGGAGGGGAGGGGCUUAAAUUAGACUUACUAUAUAAAUUACCGGAAGAUUUAAAUGAUUGUCUAUAUUAGAAUAUUGUGAUAUGAUUACUUCGUUUUAGAUUUGAAGCGAAUCAAAGGAUCUAUUGGUUUUACUAUGAUGAGUGUAUUUUUUUCAUUUUUGUGCCUAAGAGCAAAUUUUCUCCCAGAAACUUUGCUUCGAUGUAUCAAGUAUAGUACCUAUACUGAAAGAAAAUUUUUCCUAGUUGACGCAUUGGGGAAGGUUUUGAUUAUCCAAGGGGUUUUCAAAAUAACUGGAGUAAUACCGGAAAAAAAUUAUCAGAAGCAAAUAUUUACGGCGUACCGGAAGUUAUCGACUUCGUUAUUUUAAUUCUUAUACAAACUAUGUUUUCUACCAGAAAUAUUUCUUUCAUCAAAUAUGUCAAGAAAUCUUUUUUGUUAAAUUUUAGAUCUUAUUGCCAAGAAAUUAAGUUAUUAUUUAUUUUCACAGUAGUUUUCAUAAUAAUUGGGAAAAACCGUAAAAAAAAAAAAACGAAAAAUGCAAACGAACAAUUUUGUUUUAUAUUACUGUGUACGAUUUUAUUAUUUUAAAUUUGUAUGCACGAUGUUUCUACUAAAAAUAUUGCUCCAAUAAAACAAAAAUAAGAGACUUUUUUUGUUAAAUUUUUAAUUUUGCUGUUGAAUGAGAAAGUUGUGUCUUGAUUUUAUCUAUAGUUUUAUUUUUUUAAUAACUGUGAAAAACCAGAGAAAAACAUAGAAAGAACGGGAAAGUUUACAAAAAUAAUGUUUUCAUUAUUUUCAAUUUUUCUUUUUUUGUUGUAAUUUAGUGAAAAAUAUUCGUAGACUUGAUAUUUUGAGAGAAAUCUUACAUUUGCUUUUUAUAGACGUCGUAAAAUUUUUAGAAAAUUUGAGCUAUUUUUAAGCUAUUUAUAGAUAUUUUAAUUUUGAGAGUUUUUAUUAAUAUUUAUUUGGUAGGUAUUCUAUAGAUACAAUUGUUAGACCAAACAGAAAUGCUUGACAAUUAAACAGCAGGUUCAUGAAAAGUUGUGCUUAUUGAUCAACAGGAAAUGUUGAGUUAAAUGUAGAAUUUUUUUUUUUUCACAAGAAUUUUAACAUCAAAAUUUGACAAAAAUCGUAAAUAUUACGGCCUUUUAAACAUGUGUAACCAAACUUCGCUCAGAAUCGUUUUUCGUUAGCAAAUAUUAAUCGUUGCGUACAUAUAAACAUUCAAUUUCCUUCUAUAUCUUACCUUUCUAACUAUGUCGGUAUUUUUUUCAGUUCAAUCUGAAACAUUUCGUGGUAGAAAAAAAAUGAAGCUCACCUGCAUGCGCAUAUUAUAAUAUUAUAAUAAAUAAAUCGUUUUCGAAUAAAAAAUAUGUAAACAAAAUUAAAUUUCGUUACGUUUCGAAAAAAAUGCAGUGUCGUCGGUUUUUGAAAUAUAAUAUUAUGUAAAUGUGUUUAAAAAAAAAAAAAAUGUAUGUAAUAAGUACAUAGUGAUGAGAUUUUCCUUCGCAAAUUCUUAUAGAAAAUUAUGCCGUAUUGAUGGUUCGAGGAUGUUCCUUUUCCCGUAUAUGAAACCUUUAAUGCAUCAAAAUCGUCAAAAAUGAUACAGUAAUAAUAUUACAUUUCCCAGACAGAAAUUUUAAACGGAACUCAGUGUGCGUCUUAUUAUUAUUAUCUUUUCGAGCUGAUUAUUGUCAUUAGGGAGAGAAAAAAAUAAUACCUACUAAAUCCGUUGAUAUGAACGAACGCUGAUGAAAUUGACACCCUUCACUUGAGCUAUUGACAAUAAUAAUAUUUUGCAACCAAUUUUUAAAAAUUUGUAACGCCAAUUUUGACAUUUGUAACACUACCUUUAUCAGGAAAAUAAAGGGAUUACAUUUUCUUUGCACCACGCCCUUUUUUUUCUAUAGAUUCGAUAUACUUUUAUAUAUUACAACACAUUUGUACAAUUUUGCAUCAUCAAUUUAAAAAUUUACUUCUUAACAUCGAAUACAUGAAAAAUAAUUUUACUUUAAGAAUGCCAAAUUUCCGAUGCUGUUUAUUUAAUUGACUACAAUCUACCUUAGCACUUUGUAUCAAUUUUUAAAUGGUCUAACUGUUAGAUAAUAUUUUUAAUGAGUGAAAAUAAAAAUAUUUAUGAGCAAAUUACUAUCAUAUAAAAUUCUGAUCACUUAGCUCUAAUAUAAUAAGAAAAACAAUAUUAUUAAUGAACACGAUAAAUGGCAAUAGUCUCCAUUGUACAAAUAACAUUAUAAUCAUAUAUUUUAUGGGCGGUGUUGCUAAUUUCAAAAUUGUCGUUGCAAAUUAUUGAAAAUCAGUUGCAAAAUAACGGUAUUGGUUGGAAAUCGAUGACAUCAAAUGGGGAUGCCGAGCUGGUUAGGUUUGGUAACUGUCAAUUUCACAAACGUUACAAACGAAUAAAUGUAUAGGUAACAUUUAAAAAAAAUGUGGCUAUUAUAUUUAUACGCUUUGCAGAAAGCGAAUUAUUAUUUUAGAGGUAUAUAUAUGACCUGAAAUUUUUAAUAUUGUUGAAUGUUGUUAUAUUUUUUAUUAUUUUAAAAGGUAAAUAUAAUCCUUAGACUUCCUUUCACCACCACUAGACGUCUACAUUUAUUAAGUAUGUAUAUUUUGAGAGUGAAUUUAAAUUUUGUUGAAUUUUCAUUUUAUUCAAAAUUGUCGUUCAAAUAAUUGCUUGUAUUCAAAACUUCUUAAAUACUGGGCGUUUCCGAUGCUCUCUUAAUAUCUUUCUCGUUAGGCCGAGUUUAAAAUUCAAUCGUACGUGGGAGAGACUGGCACGGAGCCAGUCUAAUUUAUAUCAUUUGAAUAACGAUGUUCUUCGUUAUUAUACAAUUCAAAAUUAAUUUAUCAAUCUUGUAUACAACUAUUAUUUAUUACAAAAAAAUAAAUGAUUUUGUUUUAUAUAAGUUAUUAAACAUAAAGUAUAGCACAUAUUAUAGAAACACGUUUUUUUUAAAUUCUGAUCAAAACGAGGAUUAGGAAUAUGAAUUAGUUUUAGAAAACUAAAAAAAUAUUUACACAAUUACGGUUUCUGUUUUUUUUUUUUUUUAUAUAUAUUUUAGUGAAAAAUAAUAGCAGGGACAAGAAUUCAUGAUUGCGCUACUAUCAUGAACUAUCAUUUUGCGAAUAGGGCGUUAGUACCUAACUAUCAAACUAUUAUUGUAGAAGUAACUAAAUUAUAUACGAUCAUGCAUCAUGCAUAAUAAUUGACAGUUACUAUAGUGAGAGCGAUAGUAACUAUCGUUAUAUGUACACAUACUAUCGUUCUAUUUUAGUGCUGUAUCGCACUUUCGCACACUGGUACGUUUCUAUCGAAACCCACUUUACCACAUCGUGUCUUCUACUAUAAUGAUCUGUGUGAUAGUUAUAAUACCACUUGUGUUACACCAGCCAUCACAAUAGUAACUGAUUUUGCGUUUAUCAAUUAUUUAUUGUGCUCGUCUUGAUACUUGAAUACAUAUUUUACUUUUUAUUAUUUCCAUUUGAAAAUCGGCGCUUUUGAAUACCUAAUUGUUUACAAACAGUAUAUUAUCUGCUUGCUAAAAUUUUAAAUUAAAAAUAAUGUAAGUAGGUGGGUUCCUACUUAUAUACACAUUGUUGGUAGGUAGUUAUAUCUACUCUCAUCUUAUCUCAUUAAUUCUUGAAAAAUAUAAAGACAAUAUGUUUUUACAAGUAUAAUUUUAUCUUAUACUAAUAAUUAUACAUAAAAACGUAUUUUUCGUGUAUAUACGUAUACAAAGAUAAAGUAUAUAUUAUGCGGGUUUUAUGGAAAUGAGUUGGUUAUUUUGUUUGUUUAUGUUUAUAAUAAAAAAAAAGUGGUCGUUUUUCGAAACGACGACGACGACGACGAUAAUCAAAACGAAAAUAAUAGGGUUCCGUGUACUAAAAAAAAAAAGUAACAUGGUUUUUUUUUUUUAUUUUCAAUAUACUUACUUUGAAAACGUAUUCGGAGGCAGUUUGAUAAUUUAUGUUUUAUAGAUUUAUUUAUAAAGUUAUUAUAAUACUUAGUGGGUACAGUCUCACAAGUAUAUAGGUAUAUUAUAAUUGGUCGUAUCCCCGUAAUGCAAUGAAUAUUGUAUUUUGAUUAUACUUGGGACUUAUAGGUAACGAUUAUAUUUGUUUGUGUAUUAAGGAGGUUUUGAAUAUUAUAAAAAAACCACGACGUACCUACUUAUUAUAAAAUAUAAGAGUAGAUUAUGCUAUACUGCAUACGUUUUUUCGUAAACUAUCAAAUAUUAUUUAUGCCUACUGCAGUAUUUGGAAUCAUCAAUAGAAAAAAACCGUUUUAUUAAAUUAAUAUUGUAUAGUCCAGGGGUGGCCAAACAGUCGAUAGCAGAUGAUUUAAAUGUCGAUCUCCAUUCUGUUAGAAUUUAUUUUUAUAUAAUCAGUAGAUAAAUAACAAUUUGCUGAUCAUUUUUAUUUUAAUAUAUUAUCUUUAUAGUAAAUAAAUGUAUAAAUAAAAAUGUAUAUAUUUAUUUACGAGAAUUAAUCAUUUUCAUAAUUUUGUUUUUAUUUUAUUAUUUUAUACAUUAUCUUUAUUUUGUUGCACGUUUAUCAAAUAUGUAAUACAAUUCAACUGAGUAUAACCUGGCAAUUGUGUUUACAAUAAUGUUAUGUUAGUCUUAACAAUAGUGUGAUGAAAAACAUUAUUUAACUAUACAUUUUAAUUUUAUUAUUUCGUACGUGCAUGAUUAUUAUUAGUACCUAUUAGGUAAUUUAUAAUAGUACAUUUUUGUUAGGAAGUCGAUCCUAAAAAAAAAAAAAAAUAUGUUCUUAGUAAAUCUUUACCAAAAAAAGUUUGGCCACCCCUGUUGUAUACAAUAUACUUAAUACUGCAGUAGGCAUAGGUGUAUAUUUAUUGUACUGUAUUAUGUAUACAUCGACAGACUUUGAAUUUAUCUCAUUUGAAUUUGGAGCGUGUUAAGCCGAGUACGUUCAAGUACCUAUCGUCCUUGGAAGUUUUGGAUUUGAGUUACAAUAAACUCCAUUAUUUGCAAUUGCCUACAGCGGAAUAUUUACCGAAACUGAAGCAAAUUUGGUUGGCUGGUGAGUAAAUAUUGCAUCAGAAUACCUUAUAGAAAUCUUAUAGUAUCUUGUAGUUAAGGUUUUUAUUUUUCCAUUAUACAUGGGCAUAUAAAUAGUUUUAUAUUUUCGCAGGACACUCUUGGUUUUGUAAACAUAAUUUAUUCUGGAUGCUCCGUGUAUCGAAAGGUCUAAUGACUUUCAAAGUGAUGGAUUUUAACCGUAUGACUUGUGGAGAUCAUAAGUAUUUUGAAAACCCCGUGAUCCCCAUACUGCGGAUGUUAAGCGUACGUUAUAAUAUUAUGAUAUUAAUAUAGGCACCUAGAUAUUUUAAUAACUACACAAAUGUAAGAUAAUUUGAUAUUAUAUUAAAAAAGUUAAUGUGACAAAAAUAGAUUGGAAGUAAAAUGUAAUAUUUUUAGGAAUUCAACGUAGAGAGAAAAAAUUAUAAAAACUAGUAUAUACAAUUAGAACCAUAAAUUAAGAAUACUUAUUGUAAUUUUAAAAUACAAAUUACUACAAAUUAUUGAAUUCGUAUUAUUCUUAUUAUUUCUUAUUCUUUGUAUACUUCUUAUUAUUUAAAUUAUUGAAUUAUCGAAUGAAUCCGUGUAUUUUUACUCUUAUGACGUAUAUAUGGACAAUAGCUAAAAUAUAUGUAUUUUAAUCAGGAUUUGGAAAAAGAAUGUCCCAGCAGUCCGCCCAACAAUUGUGUCUGUACAUUGGACCAUGUGGUGAAUUACGGUAUGAGUUCAUCGUUUUCCUUGCAUCCGUUAAUAACGGUCGACUGCAGUUAUAGGGAUUUGAAAAUACUACCGAAAAUACUUCCGCACAAUACUACAACCCUCUUAGUACAAGGAAACCAGGUGAAUACUGUACAAUAUUAUAAUCUCCACAAAAUAAUAUGUGUACAUUCAGUAACUAUUAAAUUAAUAUUUUCUGUUAAUAUUCAACAUUUAAUUAACACAGAUAUCCACAGUGGACGACCUGAUUACCAAUCGUUAUUACGCGCGACUUUUGGAUAUUUAUUUAGAUUAUAAUCGGAUUAGUUCCAUAAGUAUACUAGAAGGAUCGCAAUGGUUGGCGCAGUGCAGAAUAUUGAGUAUUAAAGGAAAUAAUCUGACCAAAGUUUGUGAUCGAUUUUAAAUUUUCUCGAAAAACAAUUAUUUAGUAAAAUAUUAUUAUUUUUGAUUUAAGAUUCCGACCUACGCAUUGGACAACGCUUUCCAGCGGAAUCGUAAUAUUGGUUUAGUCUAUCUAGGCGCUAAUCCUUGGCGUUGCGAUUGUUUAUUUGCUCCUGCUUUCCAGGUAAAAUAAUAAUAUAUAUAAUAUAUAUUUUAUAAUAAUAUGAAUUUUUUUUUUUGGGCGGCGGGGUUAUUUUUAAGGACUUUUUAAUUAAAUAUAAAUCAUUCAUAGAGGACAUAACGGAUAUCAAAUGUUCAUAUCAACAAGACGACGAAUAUUAUAUGACUCCGGUAAGCGCUUUUAUUUUUAGAGAAAACACUAAAAUAGUAUUAUAUAGAGUGCUGGGUGAUUAUUGAGAUUCAUCGGGUUAGGUACUGAAUGGUUGUAAAUAAUUAUUUAUACAUAAUUUUCACGAAUUGUGAGUAUUCAUUUUUAAUAUAAGCUCUAUCUAAAUGUUAGUUACAAGUAUAUUUAAGUACAUUCGAGUUAUCUCGUAAAGAUUGAAAAUCGUUUGUAUGGAGCUAUGUGAAAUCGUAUAAUACAUAGUACCUACUCGUCGUUUUUAAUCACUUACGUGUGUAACAUUGUAAUUCAAAUUUUAAACUAUAUUUCAAAUGAACAAAUCAAAUUGUAUUGUAAAGAUACCUAUUAUACUUGUGAAUCCUUCGCGACGAUACUGUAUAUUAUAUCCGUCUGUGUUGUAAAAUUUAAUAGGAUUCCGAGACGACACGGCCGAUAAAUGGGCGUAGUACGUAGUACCUACUGCGCAUUACGUAAUGUCGUGAGUUCGGAUCUCCGCUGUCACUGGCGGUUUCUUUCGUUGGACAGGUGACCCGACCAAGACAAGAAAGUCCUCUACCCUGUAAUUCUCUUGUUCCCACCUACUCUCCAUCGUAUGCUCACAGACAACCCGAGUUCCAAAACUUGUGUCUGGUCAGCGUUAAGUUGGUAGCUAUAUAAUAUGCGAACCGUAAUCCGAAAUCCGUCCGGACAAAAACGUCCGAAACACGACCCGUCGGAGGAAAACGUGAGAAAAAAAAAAUUUAGAUUUAUGUUACAGCGGGGGUAAUAAGGUCCUUAGACGUUUUCAAUUGAAUUUACGCGAUGCAUACAGGUUUUAUGUACUUAAAUUAUAAAACAACAGAUUACUGUAUACUUAUGUGGAAAGUGAAGGGAAAUUUGAAAAAAAAAAAGAGUACAUAAAAAAUCGUAUUUUUACAAAAGUAAUGGUGAUUAUAUUAUACUAUUACGAUUCUAAUCACCCUAUAUACAAUAAUAAUAUACUCGUAUUAUACAAUACUUUGUAAUCGAAUUUCAUCAGUAUGGGUACCUAGGUAUACUUUAAUAUUUACGACAAAUGUAUUUUAAUCUUAGUCGGUUGUAUACAAUAUGUUUUAGAUUCGUGAUUUACCGCGGAACACGUUGUGUAGGACUUCGACGACGGACAUGGUGAAUUAUUGGGACAGUUUGAACGUAUUGCUGGCAUUUCUAAUAGUCGUCUUGAUUUUGAAGUUUAUUUACGAUUACGUGCUGUAUAAAAAAUACGGUACACUACCUCGAAUUACUAUAUUGUUCCCUUAAAAGCUGCUGUUUGAAUAAAUGUACGGUUUUAACGAGAAUGGCCGUUAUAAAUUAAUUUUGGGCCAAUUUUAGUCUAUAUUAUACUGCUUCGAUGUAAAAUUUCAAACCGCGUUAUACGGUGCCAUUGCAAUUUACAUAAUAACAUGUAGGUUAUGUAGGUUAGUUAGCUAAAUGUUUUAAUGAAAUAUGUUUUGUAAUAAGUGUCUUCUUUGGGGAUUUUUUUUUUUUUUAAAUGAUAAAUGAUCGUACAAUUUCAAGUUGAAAUGAUAAAGGGCUUCAGUUCACGGGUUAAAUGUGAAGGGUCUUAAGUAGUUUUUUGACUCUCCUUCUGUAAAGUAGCAUGUUUUUGACUUUGAUGAUUUUGCCAUUUCUCUUAAAAACCGUCCAAUUAUUAUAGUGGUAGGUUAAACAAUGUAUUCGAGUGUAUUAAAUUUGAAUAGCUAAUAUAGAUUUUUGUUUCGAUUCUAACGGGAAUAUUAAUAGUAGUACCUACACAUAUAAUUCUCAUUCAAAAAAUAUACAACCCACGUAAGCAUUUUACACGGUGUAAUUAGUACGGAGAAACACGUGGCGGUCAGUAUGAUGGUUACACAACGGUUUAAUUAAUAUUUUCCAUUCCGAUGGAGUUAGAAUUUCGAUGACAACGAUUGUUUUUACAAAAUUAAUUUAACACAAUUUGUUUUUCGAUGUACCGAUGAUUGAAAAAAAUAAAAAUAAAACUACAUACAAAAUUGAAACUGAGUAUUAUUUUUAUUUUUAUUUUUUUUUUUUGGUUAUAUUUUUAAUUUAAAUUUUUAUUUACUUGACUUUUUUGCCGUUCAACUCACUAGUCAGCAUAACCGGCUCGGUGUAUAAUUUGUAAAAAAUCGGAAUAUUAUAAUAAACGUCUGGUCAACAAAAUAAAAAAAAAAAACAUGAAAGCUUUGCUCAGUUAUUGUAUCAAAAAAUGUAAAAGUUAAAAAUAAAAUUCGAACAACAUA
Molecule: messenger RNA, 13974 nt
Organism: Cinara cedri
Lineage: Eukaryota; Metazoa; Arthropoda; Insecta; Hemiptera; Aphididae
Source: the annotation of a GenBank genome assembly